Messenger RNA from Caenorhabditis sp. 36 PRJEB53466, 3830 nucleotides. The record is from the annotation of a GenBank genome assembly. Lineage: Eukaryota; Metazoa; Nematoda; Chromadorea; Rhabditida; Rhabditidae.
AUGGACAAUAUAUUGCGAACUCUCGAGAAGAAUGCGAGAGAGCGUGAGGAGGAGGUGGCGCAGAGAAGAAGAGUCGAAUUGGCGACCAAGUUGUACCCGUAUAUUCGGGGCUAUUUGGUCAGGAAAAAGUAUCGAGGACAGAUAAAGUAUGUGAAAAGGAGUAGUUCGAAAAAUAGUGAAAAAGGUUCAGAGCGUUCCGUCCAAACUUCCUCAACGAGUUUACAGACCUGGAAAAAAACAAUAAAACGCUUCUGACAGUCAGUCAAAUGCUCGUGAAAGCUCCGAAAGUUAUAGAAACGGCGAGAGCGCGGAAUGACGUACAGGUUAGGUAUUCACGACCAGGCUUGUGCGAAAAUGUCGGAAACGGUUUUCCGUUUCAGAAAAAAUGAUCGGAAAUGAACAGAAAAAUGUUUUGCCGUUUCUCAAACAUCCCGUACCUACGGACUCUAGCCGUGAAAAAUGGUCUCUGAUUGCGAUUUUGAGGCUCCAUAAUUUUGCAAUUUCAAAAAUGUUCAUUUCCGAGUUACGAAUUGUUUUCGGAAACGUUUCCGACGGAAGUCAUUUCCGAUGUUCGAUUCUGCACAAGCCUGUUCUCGACCUUUAAAAAUUUGGAAUUUUUUAAGAUGCUGUGCAAUAUCUGCCGCCACCUCAUCAUUUCGGUGGACUCGUCGUCCAAAGAUUACAGUUUUGUGGCCGCCUUCCUCAACAAAGACUCGAUCAAAGAAGCGACCGCACUGAUCACCUCGAUCUUCUCGCAGAUCCCUUCGAUCCUCGACUCUAUCAACGGCGACAAAGCCGGAGAGCUCAAGCAAUGGCAAUGCCUCAUACACUUUGUGAUAGUGUUCUCCACGAGUUGCACGUGGCCGCUGGUCCGAAAUGCUCCGCAGGUUCAGCCGGUUCUCAACGGGCUGUGCGGCAAGAUAAUGAGUGUGUUUUACGAGGAAAAGAACUACGAGAAGCUUGCGAAUUCUCUUUUUGUCUCCGUGAACGAUCACAAACCGUUGAAUGGCCUCGAGACGGUUAAUGCUCAAUUCUCGAUCAUCUACCGCCCGAUCAAAGUUAACGGACAACAUCCUGAGCUCUUUUCGAUUUUUGUGCUCAAAGUGCUCACGUGCCCGGCCAUUCUGUUGCAUCUGAAUCAGCAGAACAUCGAUCAGAUCAAGACCACAAAGCUAUUCGAGAGAACUCUUGUCUGGCUGCGUGCCAAUCAAGAGGAAGUCGAGACGGGAAUGGAUGUCCGUCUGCUCAUCAACCUUUUGGCGAAUCUUGUUCAAUUCGCUCACAUCGAUUGCGAGACCCUCGAGUCGAAAAUGUACGAAUGGACUUGGGCGGUCGGAGUCUCGCUCUCCAGAUGCACAGAGCUGACGGUCAGGCACGGAAUAACCAAGACCAGCCUUCAUUAUUGGCAUCCCGUCUUCGGACACUACCUUCUGCCAAUCGAUAAACGAACAGAAGGCGCUCUCCGUAACGUGCUUCGUCAACUGAAAAUGCUCUGGAGCUCACGAGUCGUCAAGUGCUUGUUUGGGAAGAUAAUGGAGGACAAGUCGAUGUCGCCGUGUACAGCAUCAUCUGAGAACGGAAAGAAUCAAAAAGACAUCAGUGCUGCGUUUAGUAGUCAGUCAACUUGAAGUAUGCCUGUUUUUAACGUGUUUCUUUUUCAGAAUUAUGGAAGAAACUGGGCGGCACCAUCGACUCUGUCACCUCUUCCAAAGACAAAUCGGAGGUUGAGUCGCCGCCGACACUCGUCGCGAUAGUCUGUCAAGUGUACAUGACCGUCUUGAGUACAAUGGGUCAUAUGAAGGGAGAGAUUGUGUCGGGCGUCUGUAGAGACGAUCAGUUGCUCCGUCAGUUGUGGGCGUACCUCAAAGAGUGGGGCGAAAAGUUCGGACGCAGCGGGAGCUCCCUCUUCAAUUCGUCGAGUGCCGAACAAUUCGGACCCGUCUCCGCUUCUUUGCAAUCACUUAAUCGACCCACCUCUCCGCACACUGCCACUCUCCGACUUUUUGUGGACUCUGCCGCAGCUAUCAUUUCGUAAGCACACUAUUUUUGAUGAAAAAUAACUAGUCACUUUGUUCAGAAUCCUGGACGAAGAAGAGAUUUUUGAAAAGGGCACUCCGUUCUCAUUGACGGAUCUCGAGUCAAUAUGUAAAUAUGUGAAUAUAUUCUGCUUCCGAGCCAUUUGGAACGGCGCUGUGGAUGAAUCAACUGCCAAUUCGGCCGGUCUGUUCCAAAGCAUGCACUCGCUUUUGAUGGUUCUUUACGAGCGAGACAGUCGCAGAUCAUUUGCAAACGAUCCAAAGUUCUGGCUGAUCGGGUUAGUUUGGUUUUGAGCAGUUUUGACCCAAUUACACUCGGCGGCUAAAAAUUCAGAUCCUAACAAUUUUCUAUUAUUUCAGCGAGGUAAAAUCGUCUGCGCUGACAAUGGAAUACGAAAAAAAGUUGGAACGCGGAAUACUAAUGAUGAAGAAAAUGGCUCAUUUGGUGCCUGUCAAAGACCGAAUGCUCCUGUUUCGACGACAAGUCCACGCAGACAAGCUCAGAAUUCCGGUCACUGGAAUCAUGCCGAACGAUCCGCAGUGUCAGACGUGGAUCACGGUUCAGCGAAACCGAAUAAUCGAAGACGGAUUCGCGCACCUCUCGAAGCUCACGAUUCCCGCCCUGAAGGCCACAAUCCGCGUGAAGUUCAUCAAUGAGCAGGGACUCGACGAAGCCGGAAUCGAUCAGGAUGGAGUGUUCAAAGAGUUCCUCGAGCUGACACUGAAGAAGGUGUUCGAUCCGCAAAUGAACCUGUUCUCGACCACAAGCACCGGUGUCAUGUACCCAUCGCCCACGUCUUCCCUGCACGAAGAUCAUCUCGCCCUCUUCACGUUUGUCGGCAGAAUGCUCGGGAAGGCGGUCUACGAGGGCAUCGUUGUGGAUGUUCAGUUGGCGCCAGUGCUUCUCGCCGCCGUGCUGGGCAGUCACAGAUUGUGCGCAUUCGACGAGCUCAGCCAGUUGGACCCCGAAUUGUACAGAAGUUUGACAUUUGUGAAGCGAUGCGAUGAAGAUAUGGCCGAGUUAUCGCUCACUUUUUCGGUUGACGAAGACUUUAUGGGCAAUAUUUCGACGGUAGACUUGGUGCCCGGCGGAAGGACCAUCGCGGUUACCAAUGAAAACAAGUAAGUUGGCAGCUCCUCUAACAUCUUAUAUGUAUUUUUGCUCAGGAUCGACUACGUGCACCGAAUGGCUCAUCACCGCGUGUUCCGUCGAACUCAGGAACAGUGCAAAGCGUUCGUGCUAGGAAUGCAAUCGAUUCUCUCGCCCGCCUGGCUCUCCCUGUUCGCCCCCAAUGAUCUUCAGUGCCUGAUCAGCGGCGUCAACUCGUAAGAACUUUCCAUUUUACUGUCAUUUUUAAUAAGUAGUUUUUCAGUGACAUCGAUCUAGCGGACUUGAAACGAAACGUUCAGUAUUUUGGGGGAUUUCACGGCAAUCAUCGGCUAAUCAAAUGGCUCUGGGAAAUUCUGGACAAGAAAUUUACCGCCGAGGAGCGCAAACUUUUCCUCAAAUUCGUCACCUCUUGCUCUCGACCGCCCGUACUCGGCUUCUCCUUUCUCGAGCCGCCCUUUUCGAUCCGAUGCGUUGAAGUUUCGGACGAUCAGGAUCAGGGAGACACUCUCGGAAGCGUCGUGCGAGGAUUUCUUGCCCUUCGCAAGGGAACUGCCGCUUCCCGAUUGCCCACCGCCUCCACUUGUUUCAAUUUGCUAAAGUUGCCCAAUUAUAACAAGAAAUCAUUGCUUCUCGAGAAGCUGCGCUAUGCUAUCCAUGCUGGCACUGGCUUCGAACUUUCUUAA